Molecule: messenger RNA, 2264 nt
Organism: Frieseomelitta varia
Lineage: Eukaryota; Metazoa; Arthropoda; Insecta; Hymenoptera; Apidae
Gene: Mppe
Product: metallophosphoesterase 1 homolog
Exons: 9
Coding region: 535-1596 (353 amino acids)
Biological process (GO): GPI anchor biosynthetic process
Cellular component (GO): endoplasmic reticulum
Molecular function (GO): hydrolase activity
Source: RefSeq, a predicted model, not a curated record
GCUGAUGCAACGCGACCAAUACGGCCAUGAAAUUCUCCGCACCAUGUUACGUAUAUACGUAUGCAAUACGUUUGUACAUACAUAUAUGUGCAAAAGUAACUAUAUACGUUUCAUUCGACGAAUUGAGUCAAGAAGAGUAUUUGAAAUUGUACCAGAAUAGAAUACAUCCAAUGAGAACGAUCGAGAUAAAAAAACGUGAUUGAUUUGAAACUAUAAAUGGCGCGCACAGAAAGAACAUAAUGCCCAUUCCAUCAUAACUGCUUCCAUCUAUAGUGAAUUAUGCAGUGCUUUGUAAAUAUCGAUUUUUAUUCGAAAUAAGGAUGAUCCAAACAGAAUUUAUCUGUAUCCUUCCAAUUUUUGUAUGGUCAAAUCAAUUUCGCGAUCGAAUAGUUGACCAUUGCACGAUUAUCCAUACUAUUUAACGAGAAAAACAAGAUCAUGACAAGGGUUUUUUACACUUUACAGUAGAAAAUGUACGAAUCUACUUAUUGGUCUUAAGAUUACCAAUGCUAUCAAAUAUUAAAAAUCUUAGAAAUGUUACGACGAAACAGAUUAAAAAACAAAGCCAUCGCAAUUGCCUUGCUGGUGCUGGCUGCUGUAAUUUACAAUGAGUUUUCAGUGUACGAUAUACAAAAAUUAAAGUGGUCAGUACAAGAAUGUUCAGAAUGUGUCAAAGUGCUAAUUGUUGCUGACCCUCAGAUAUUAGGUGAAAAGAAUGAAAAUUAUUUUGGCUCUUGGUUAGCACAAUGGGAUAGUGACAAGUACUUGGAGAAAACAUUUUCCAGAGCCUUAGACCACUCUGAUCCUCAUGUUGUUGUAUUUCUUGGAGAUCUUAUGGACGAAGGACAUGUUGCUGGUGCAGAAAGUUUUAAAUCUUAUAAAAGAAGAUUAGAUUCUAUCUUUCAAAUGCCUGACCAUAUAAUGAAAAUUUAUAUACCAGGAGAUAAUGACAUUGGAGGUGAAGAGGAUGCAGUUUCAUCCAAUAUUAAUAAUAGAUUUAAUUUUGCAUAUAGUCAGCCAGAUACUUUAGUUUAUAAGACAGUAACAUUUUUCAAGGUGAACAGAUUAACACAUACAAUGCCAGAAGCACCAAAAGAUGCCUUCCUUAAUGAUUAUGCAGAAAGAAACACAACAAAUGUAGUACUUAGUCAUAUGCCUUUAUUAUUUAUGCCUGGUACCUUCGUCCAAAAUGUACUGAAAGAAUUAUCUCCCCAAAUUAUUUUUACUGCACACAAACAUAAGGCCAUGCAUAUCAGUUUAGAUACAGCAACAGACCAAUUAAGUGAAAUUUGGGUUUUACCUCCCUACGAAACUCCGUUAUAUCGAUUAAGAAUGGACGUAGGUGAUAUUCACGAGUUACAAAUACCCACAUGUUCAUACAGAAUGGGUACUCCGCAUACGGGUUACGGACUUGUUUAUAUCGAUACACAAGAGAAAGUGGUAGAAUUUACAAUUUUAUGGCUCCCAGGAAGAUUUCCUCAAUUAUGGCUUUACGUUUUCGUUGGAAUAUUUAUUUUAGCUUUUAGUAUUUGCACGUGUAUCUCCAGUUAUUGCAUAAAAGGCCAUGCAGCAUAUAAUCGUAUGUCCUCAAUAUAAGGCAACAUAUAAUCAAAAGUACACAAAAAAUACUUAGAUAUUAAAUAAGAUCUGAAAUAUGACAACUUGACAUCAGAAGUAAGGUAUAAAGAUCCGUCCACUGUAAGUGAUUCUGUGUCAAGUUUCGAAUGGAAAAAGAAUAAUGUGAUAGUAAUUAGACGCUUCGCAAGGAAAUUUACUUAUUAUCAAACAUAAGUGGUAUAAUUCUUAGAACAUGUUCCUAAAUGACUUAAUAUGAUUGACACUUAAAGAUAAACAACUUCAUUCAUUCAUGACUUAUAUAAAUUAAUUACUUAAUUUUAUUUUAAAUAUUAUUCUAACACGAUGCUAUAUUUAUUUGUUUUUUAUUAAAAUAAGCUCGUAAUUGUUAAUUACAAGGCUGAAGUAAUGUAGUUUUAUAGCAUAUAUGAAUUUUUUUUUAUCUGUAAUAUUCAAUAGCAUAGUACUAAGUAUGUACUAAGUAUAGUACUAAAUGUAUAUAAAAUGAACGCAGAAAUAUCAUCUAUAUUGAAAGUCAUCUAUAUUUCUCCUGUUCAAAUAAAUUGAAAGAGAUUAUAAUCGCUAUAUUGACAUAGCGUGACAUUGUUAAUUUUUUUAGAAGAGACGGUUUAUAUUUGUGUGUGAAAAUGUAUAUACGUUUGCCUAAAAUAAAUAUAGUAUAUUAAAUU